GGCUCGGGGCGCCACGCCCCUCCCUCCCGCCGGUCCUGCCACCCGGGACGAGAGGACAGUUCAGGACCCGGCGCGGCGCCCCGGAGGGACUGGCACGGGCUUCGGCUUCCAGGCGGGCGCGCCCGAGCGGCGGGCUGCGAUGAUCCCCGAGGAGAAGCAGGACGGCCCGAGCGCCGGCGAGGAGAGCCCCGGGCUGCAGGCGGCCGGCAGCGUCUGCAAGGGCAGUGAGACCGCGGCGCAGGCCCAGCGCGGCCGCCUGCAGAGCCGCAGGGCCCGCAUCCACCAGCAGAUCAGCAAGGAGCUCCGGAUGAGGACGGGCGCCGAGAACCUCUACAGAGCCACCAGCAACACCCGGGUCAGGGAGACCGUGGCCCUGGAGCUGAGCUACGUCAACUCCAGCCUGCAGCUGCUGAAGGAGGAACUGGAGGAGCUCAACUGCAGCGUGGACGGGGAGGGGCCUGCUGGGAGCGAAGGAGUCGCCGUGCCCAUGAUCCCCCUGGGGCUGAAGGAGACCAAGGAGCUGGACUGGUCCGCGGCCCUCACGGAGCUGAUCUCUCAGCACUUCGGAGAGGACGGCGCCUCCUUUGAGGCGGAAAUCAAGGAGCUGGCGGACCUGCGGCAGGCCAUGCGGACCCCCAGCCGGAGCGAGUCGGGCCUGGAGCUGCUCGCCGCGUACUACAACCAGCUCUGCCUCCUGGACGCGCGCUUCGUCAGCCCCGCCCGGAGCCUGGGGCUGCUCUUCCACUGGUACGACUCGCUCACGGGGGUCCCGGCCCAGCAGCGGGCCCUGGCCUUCGAGAAGGGCAGCGUGCUCUUCAACAUCGGGGCCCUGCACACCCAGAUCGGCGCGCGCCAGGACCGCUCCCGCGCCGAGGGCGCCGGCCGCGCGGCGGAGGCCUUCCAGAGGGCCGCUGGGGCCUUCCGCCUCCUGAGGGACAAGUUCUCCCACGCGCCGAGCCCGGACAUGAGCCCCGCCUCCCUGUCCGCUCUGGAGCAGCUCAUGGUGGCCCAGGCCCAGGAGUGCGUCUUCGAGGGCCUCUCGCUGCCGGCCCCCCCGGCGCCCCACGACUGUUUGGCCCAGCUGCGCCUGGCUCAGGAGGCCGCCCAGGUGGCGGCCGAGUACGAGCGGGUGCACGGGGCCAUGGCCAGGCCGCCAGUCCAAGACUACGUGCCCUUCGCCUGGACCACCCUGGUGCGCGUCAAGGCGGAGCACUUCCGCGCCCUGGCCCACUACCACGCGGCCACCGCGCUCUGCGACGGCUCCCCGGCUGAGGCGGAGCUCCUGGCGCUGGAGCAGGUCUUUGUGGGGCCCCCAGCCCCAUCGGAGCCCCGGCGCCCUGCGCUGCCCCAGGAGCCGGAGGAGCGCAGGAAGCUGGGCAAGGCCCACCUGAAGCGCGCCAUCCUGGGGCAGGAGGAGGCGCUGCGGCUGCAUGCCGUGUGCCGCGCCCUGCGCAGGGUGGACCUGCUGCAGGCCGUGCUGGGCCAGGCGCUGCAGCGCUCCCUGGCCAAGUACUCGGAGCUGGACCUCGAGGACGACUUCUUCGAGGCCACCGAGGCGCCCGACAUCCGGCCCAGGACGCACCGGAGGCCGGAGGCUCGGGCCCCCAGCUUCUCCUGUGGGAAGGCGGCUGACAUCUUCCACCGGCUGGGGCCCCUCUCCGUGUUCUCAGUCAAGAACCGCUGGCGGCUGGCGGGGCCCGUCCACGUGACCCGCGGGGAGGGCGGCUUCGGCUUCACGCUGCGGGGAGACUCGCCCGUGCUCAUCGCUGCGGUCGUCCCCGGGGGCCGCGCUGCGGCGGCUGGCCUGCAGGAAGGCGACUACAUCGUGUCCGUGGAUGGGCAGCCGUGCCGGUGGUGGAAGCACGCCCAGGUGGUGGCCCAGCUGAGGGGCGUGGGCGCCGAGGGCGUGAGCCUGCAGGUGGCGACCCUGCUGCCCAGCGCCGAGCCGCCCGGCACAGGGGACCGCCGGCCGGCCCUGCGGGGGCUUCUGAGGAGCCAGAAGGAGUGCGGCUGGGAGACGCCGGCGCCGGCGAGGGCCAGCCCCAGGCCCCUCCUCGGCUGGAGCCGCAAGGCCCCGCAGGGCCGGCCUGGAGGGAGGCUGUGCCCGGCCCCUCGGCCCCGCGCUGCGGCGCCCCCACCCUCCAGCUGCCCCGGGAGGCAGUGAGGGGCGGGCCCCCCACACUGCUGCGCCCCAGCCCUCUCCAGCUGGCGGGCAGCAGGGCCCCCUCGGGCCCUCCCCCCCGGAGGACCGUCAGGCCCCUGUCUGCCGCCCAGCCCGGUGCCCAAGCUGCCCAUUAAAGACAG
Molecule: messenger RNA, 2304 nt
Organism: Phyllostomus hastatus (greater spear-nosed bat)
Lineage: Eukaryota; Metazoa; Chordata; Mammalia; Chiroptera; Phyllostomidae
Gene: RHPN1
Product: rhophilin Rho GTPase binding protein 1
Exons: 15
Coding region: 140-2164 (674 amino acids)
Biological process (GO): signal transduction; negative regulation of stress fiber assembly
Molecular function (GO): protein binding
Source: RefSeq, a predicted model, not a curated record